Molecule: messenger RNA, 1942 nt
Organism: Gilbertella persicaria
Lineage: Eukaryota; Fungi; Mucoromycota; Mucoromycetes; Mucorales; Choanephoraceae
Product: alkaline-phosphatase-like protein
Exons: 7
Coding region: 284-1780 (498 amino acids)
Biological process (GO): dephosphorylation
Cellular component (GO): fungal-type vacuole membrane
Molecular function (GO): alkaline phosphatase activity
Source: RefSeq, a predicted model, not a curated record
AUAAGAAAGAAAAGGAAAGAAUACAAAAGGAGGGGAAGUAAAUCAAAAAGGAGUGUCAUCGGAGUUCUGUAGUGCAUAUAUAAACCCCCCUUCCUUUUUCUCUUUUCUAUUCUUUUUCUUUUGUUUUUUAUUGUCUAAUAUGGUAUUUAACUAUACGCUUUUACCUUUAAAAGAAAAAGACGAUAUUGAGAUUGCUAUUAAAGUAUGUAUUGCAAUGUAUGAUUUAAACUUUUGAUUUGUCCAUAUAUAGAAACCGAGUUAUGCAUCUGCAUGUCAUCGCUUUAUGCAUUAUCUUUUCAUGUUGAUGAUGAUGUUGACUAUCGUAUUGACUGUCUUCAAUAUGCCUAAGAGACAUGCUCAACCUAACGUCAUUUUGAUGAUCAGUGAUGGGUUUGGACCUGCCUCUGAAACAUUUGGACGUCAAUAUCAUGCAAGAAUAAACAAUUUACCUGUGAAGACUAUGUUUCCUUUAGAUCACAUCAUAGUGGGCCAAAUCCAGACUCAAAGUAGUUCGAGUUUGAUUACAGAUAGUGCAGCAGGAGCCACUGCCUUUGCCUGUGGUAUCAAGACAUUUAAUGGAGCCAUUGGAGUGGACGAUAGAAGCACACCUUGUGGUACUCUCUUGGAGUCUGCUAAAAUACACCGCCAGAUGAAGACAGGUCUUGUUGUCAAGUCUCGUAUCACACAUGCUACGCCUGCUGCUUUUUCUGCUCAUGUCAAUUGGCGUGAUUUUGAAAAUGAUAUCGCACAACAUCAAAUAGGACUCACGCCUUUAGGAAGAACAGUAGAUUUGAUGUUUGGUGGAGGAUUAUGUGAGUUCAUUAGCAAUCAGACAGACAACAGUUGUCGACAGGAUGACAGGGACUUGUUAAAGCAAGCAAAAGAUCAGUUUGGAUGGCAUAUCAUGACUGAAAAAGCAGCAUUUGAUAAGCUGGAUGACAACGCACCUUUGCCUUUGAUGGGCUUAUUUGCUCACCAUCAUAUGGACUAUGCCAUGGAUCGAGACCCUGCUACACAACCUUCUCUUGUCGAAAUGACCAAGAAAGCAUUGCAUAUCCUUAAAAAAUCAAAGCAUGGAUUCUUCUUGAUGAUUGAAGGCAGUCGCAUUGAUAUGGCAGCUCAUGUAAAUGAUCCUGCUGCCCAUUAUUACGAAAUACUCGAGUAUCAGCACACAGUGGCUGCCGUGAUGGAUUUUAUUGAUAAGCAUCCAAACACACUCUUGAUUUCUGUCAGUGAUCAUGAAACAGGUGGUCUCACUGUAGGUAGACAAGUGACUGAAGAGUAUCCUGAAUAUGAAUGGAACCCAGAAGCACUUCAAUAUGCUAUAAACUCGACUGAAAUCCUGAGUUUAGCCUGGGCAAAAGCGGUAGAGGCAGGAACAGACACAAAAGAAUUCCUGGUCGAAAUUAUCCUCAAGCACGGCUUAGGCGUACAAGACACAACACAACAGGAAUUUGAUAAAUUAUGGGCCUGGAAAGAGACUGGAAAAGGACCCGAGUAUUUCGCAUUGGUGCUAUCAGACGUGUUGAGCACAAGAGCCCAGAUUGGUUGGACCACGAUGGGACACACUGGUGUAGAUGUGAACUUGUAUGCCUAUGGUCAUGCAUCAAAGCGACUCCGAGGUAACCACGAAAAUACUGAAAUUGGUGAUUUGAUUGUAGAUUAUCUUAAAUUGGAUUUGGAUGACAUUACAAAACGAUUGAAAGGGGAUAAAACAUGGAAUGACAGUGUAAAGAAGAGCGUAUUCAACAAGCAAUAUCAGUAUCGCUUUUCAUUUUAACAUAUUCGUGGAGGAGAUUGGAAUAGCCUUACGUAAGGUACCCUGAAUAAAUUAUGUAAGAGAACUUUGUUGUCCAGCAAAAAUAAAAAAUAAAAAUAAAAAUGAUCGAGUCCUUUCUUUUUUGCCUUUAAAAGACAAUCAUAAAACCAAAUGAGUUAUCAU